Molecule: messenger RNA, 1912 nt
Organism: Schistocerca piceifrons (Central American locust)
Lineage: Eukaryota; Metazoa; Arthropoda; Insecta; Orthoptera; Acrididae
Product: trehalase-like
Exons: 7
Coding region: 4-1779 (591 amino acids)
Biological process (GO): trehalose catabolic process
Molecular function (GO): alpha,alpha-trehalase activity
Source: RefSeq, a predicted model, not a curated record
GCCAUGGCCGCGCGACGCCGCCCCUGCGCCGGACCGCUGCUGCCGCUGCCGCUGCUGCUGCUGCUCCUGCUGGGCGCCGCCGCCGGCCAGGAGGUGCCGCCCUCGUGCGACAGCCAGAUUUACUGCCAGGGAUCCUUACUAGACACUGUGCAGAAGAGCAAAAUUUACAGCGAUGACAAAACUUUUGUGGACAUGAAACAGAAAAAACCAUCACAAGAAAUUCUGUCUGAAUUCCAAACCUUGAUGGACUCAACAAAUGGCUCACCCUCACAAGAACAAAUACGGAACUUUGUUUCUGAUAAUUUUGAAGAGGGCAAGGAAUUGGAAGAAUGGACUCCUCCAGAUUGGGUAAAAAAUCCAUCUAGUCUAAACACUAUUAGGGAUCCAGAUCUGAGAAACUGGGCCUACUAUUUAAAUGACAUGUGGAAAGAGUUGGCUCGAAGAAUUUCAGAUGAUGUGAAAGAAAAUCCUGACAGAUAUUCCCUGAUAUAUGUCCCAAAUGGUUUCAUAAUACCUGGAGGACGCUUUCGGGAAUAUUACUACUGGGACACCUACUGGAUUGUUAAUGGCAUUCUGAUAUGUGGCAUGAAGGAAACAGCAAAAGGCAUUAUUGCCAACUUUGCUCAUAUGGUAGAAGAUAUAGGCCACAUACCAAAUGGUGGUCGUGUAUACUACUUAGAACGUUCACAGCCACCUAUGUUUGUACCCAUGAUUUAUUCCUAUACUACUUAUGUGAAGCCGCAUGAAGCACAAAUGAUAAUAAAGCAGUACAUAGAUACUAUGGACAAGGAGUUUUCAUUUUGGAUGUCAAACAGAACUGUAGCUGUUGAGAAAAAUGGAAAGAGCUAUACAUUAUGCCGCUACUACGCACCAUCAUCUGGUCCCCGGCCUGAGUCUUAUACAGAUGAUAUUGAGACAGCACAGUAUGCAUCAACAAAUGAAGCACGUGAAAAUAUAUACCACCAAAUAAAAUCAGGAGCUGAGUCCGGAUGGGAUUUUUCUGGACGAUGGUUCAUUAAAGACAAAACCAAUGCUGGAAAUUUGUCUAACAUACAAACACAGUAUAUUAUCCCAGUUGAUCUGAAUGCAUUUGUGUACUGGAAUGCUGAGAUUCUGUGCAAGUUUCACUCUAUUCUCCAUAAUCAUAAGAAAGCUCAGUACUACUGCACCAAAGCUAAGGAAUGGUUAGAUGCUGUGACAGAGGUUUUCUGGCAUGACGAUGUAGGUAUCUGGCUGGAUUAUGAUAUUUCAAACAAUGUGAGGAGAGAGUACUUUUAUCCAUCAAAUGUUGCUCCUCUAUGGACAGGAUGUUAUAAGAAGGAACGCAUCUCUAUUGAUAAAAUAAUUGCUUAUCUCAAAGAUAACAAAAUUGAUCGUUAUCCUGGUGGUGUCCCUACAUCCCUUGAUUAUACUGGAGAACAGUGGGAUUAUCCAAAUGCAUGGCCACCACUGCAGGGUAUAAUUAUACAAGGAUUGGACCUGACAGAAUACCCAAGGGCCCAGAAAUAUGCAUAUGAACUUGCACAGACAUGGGUUCAGUCAAAUUAUAAAUCAUAUAAAACAGAUGGAUAUAUGUAUGAAAAGUAUGAUGCUUCCAGCUUUGGGAGGAAAGGAGGUGGUGGAGAGUAUGAAGUUCAGACUGGUUUUGGAUGGUCAAAUGGAAUAAUCCUCGAGCUCCUGAAAAAAUAUGGCCAAGUACUAGUAGCUACACCCAAAACAAACAACCAUGAAUCUCGCAGAGCUGUCAAGAGACGGAAACAACAACGUGGAAAAAUUUAGAUUUCAGAUGAUGGACUUUGAUUAAAAAAUGUUGCGUGAUUUAUUUGUACUUGUAUUUUCUGAGAGAGAAAAAAGGAGUUGUAUAUGCUUCAACUGAUUGUUUUAAGAUUUAAUAAAAACAUCUGGAAUAUAA